Aureobasidium uvarum is the source of this 1607-nucleotide messenger RNA. Lineage: Eukaryota; Fungi; Ascomycota; Dothideomycetes; Dothideales; Saccotheciaceae. The record is from the annotation of a GenBank genome assembly.
ACCGCAACGAAAUGGCAGGCAGCAUGUCGUUUUCAGGAAACUCAUGCCCACUACCAUUCCUGAAUAGAAACAACUAUACUUCUGGAGGUGGANNUGUAUGUGGAGAUUCGAAGACGACUACGGAAAUACACGCUGACGGAUGUUUAGAUAUUGGAGGUCGUUUCUGUAGCGAUGAGUGCUGCCUACCCUGUCCACUGACGGAACUGGUAUAUUCCGACUGUGAGUACAUCUCCCAAGAAACUGUUCGAGACCAAGCUGAUAUUGUUUGCCUGAANGCGUUCCCUACCCACGAGCUAGCAGCUGGCUGGCUUAGUGUUGUCAGUCUGAUUAGCAGUGUAUUCCUGCUUCUGACCUACGCAGUUUUGGCUCCUGAGAAGAGCCAUCGUCACUAUCUCAGUAUAGGUCUUAUCGUCUCCAAUGUCAUCCUACAAUUGUCCAUCAUAGUUCCACUAGGAUCAAGCCCUUCUAUGUGCUACGAUGCCAUCACGCCCAACGACAUGUACUCGGACUUGUCUUGUGCCUUCUCUGGAGCCCUGCUUCUAUGGGGAGGCAUGGCGUCCGUUUCUUGGGUCUUGUCGCGCGCCCUAUGGACACAUCUAAGAGUAUGCUGGAACCGAUCGGAUACCCAAGUGUUCUUGGUGUCCUCUCAAGUCUUCUGCUGGGGUAUCCCCACAGUUCUUACAGCAGUCUGCAUGAAAUACACCGGUGUUUCGUACCGUCUAGCGAACGUCUGUCUACCCAACGACAAGCAUACCUUCACAACUUACUUCGGAUGGAUGAUCGCAUUCGCCAGUCUGGCAUUCGUCUUGCAGAUAGCGACCAGCAUCUACUGCCUAUACGUCUAUCUAAUGAAUCUAUGGAAGACUAGCUCAUCAUCACCUUCACGCAAUACUGGCACCUCGAGCGAGCUUCCUACCAGUGCAACCACAACCAAGAGUACAUGGGACAAGCCUUGGAAGGCAACUCGCCAGCAAGCAUGGGCUAGAGUGCGCAGAGUCUUCAUUCUGCAGUGGCGUAACAUUCUGUUGUGUAUGGGAGCCACCGCAGUUGUAGCCAUGCUCUCGGGUGUCUUUGUAUCGCUCAAUACAUCCCUGGCAAGAGACAAGGCUCGUGGUUUCCGCGCAAAGGAGAUUGCAGGCUGGGCUGCUUGUCUUGUCAUCACGCUGGACAAAAAUCAGUGCUUGCCAUUGGCAAAGCAGCUUGGUAUUACAGAGGCUGCCGUNUUGACCGGUCUCAACACAUUCGCUCUUCUUAUGCGUUGGAGCACACUAGUGGCCUGGUAUGAGCUCCUACAUGGCUUCAGAGGAAGGAGGGACAGUGAGGACUUCCUAAAUGUUGAGCCUAGGCGAAUCACUUUCGACCAACCGCUGGAGUCGGAGACAAACAAGAACGAUCUCUCACCUCUUGUGAGUCCGGUUGAUAGCCCGACUUCAUCGUUCUUUCCUGGCCGAGGACCGGAGGACCACAAUCGCGACUCGCUCGGUGGGCAAUCUAUGCAGCACAGAUUAAACUCUGAUGUGUCAGCUGUUCAUCCGGGAAGAGUCUCUGUGUUCAUCGAACAUCCUUUCGAGGAAAAACAAAAGGAGCCGGAGCUUGGCAAAGCGUUA